GGGUCUUUUUGAUAUUAUUAUGCAUGAAAACUAAGCCUCAUUGGUGAAUCAUUUCCAUUACAUCUCUCUCUCUCUCUCUCUCUUCUUCUUUUUUUCCACUUUCUAUCUCCUCUUUGUGACUGCUUUUGCUUCAUAUUUUACCGACAUGGCUCCAAUCUAAUGGGGUUUACUACUUCUGUUUCUGCAACUUAAUCUCACAUCUUCUGUUUCAAGACCUUUUAUGCUGAAGACUGAAUAAGAUUCUGAGGAAGUUGAGGUUGUUUAUUUUAUUACACAAGCUAAAAGAUUAAGUUUUGAAAUCAUAUUUGGAGUAUGGCUAUGCAAAGUGUUUAUCUGAAAGAGAAUGAAGGAAUUGCACACAAUUUUGUGGGGCAAUUAUCAUCUGCUAAUUCAGGAGCAGCACCUUGGUGGAGUAGUUUUGGAUCUCAAUCCCUUUAUGGAGAGUCUGGUGGUUGUGGACAAAUCAAAUCCUUUUCAUUGGAGCCACCUAUCUCUGUUAACCAAUUUGGUGCAACUAAGCAAUUGGGUAGAGGAGCUGAACAUUUGUUGGGGAAAGAGCAUACCAAUCACUUUACCAUCUUUCCAGAUGAUUUUAAAAUGUCAGCUGAUGCACAAAAGCCUCAUACAACCAUAUCACUGCAGUCAUCAUUCCCUGAUACUGCGACUCGUUACGAGCUAGGAUUUACUCAGCCUAUGAUCUGUACAAAAUAUCCUUAUGCAGAUCAAUUUUAUGGACUCAUCUCAACUUAUGGACCUCAAAUUCCGGGGCGUGUAAUGCUGCCACUUAACAUGACAUCUGAUGAUGGACCGAUUUAUGUAAAUGCUAAGCAGUACCAUGGAAUCAUUAGGCGUCGGCAGUCACGCGCCAAAGCGGUGCUUGGUCACAAAUUGAUUAAACGUCGUAAGCCCUACAUGCAUGAGUCACGCCAUCUCCAUGCAAUGCGGCGACCAAGAGGAUGCGGCGGUCGUUUCUUGAACACAAAGAAAUCUGCAAAUGGAGAUGGUAAAAGUGGAAGUAAAGUGCAUAAAUUUGGUGGUCAACAAUUGCAGUGCAGUGGUUCUCAGAGUUCUGAAGUCCUUGAAUCUGAUGUUGGAACUUUAAACUCUUCAAAAGAAACUAAUGGUAGCAGUCCGAAUAUUUCCGGGUCAGAGGUGACAAGCUUGUAUUCAAGGGGAAAUUUUGAUGGCUUUGCGGUCAAUCACCUUGGAUCUUCCGUCCACUCUCUGGCAGACAUGAUUGAUGGUGGGCGUGGCGUUAUCAUGCCCACCAAAUGGGUUACAGCAGCUGGCAACUGCUGUAACCUUAAAGCUUGAUUCCAGAAAGAAUCAAGUCAGGUUUGGUGCAAUAUUGCACCGAACCUUGUCCUUGAUAAGACCAGAUGAUUAUAGGAUCGUCCUGACAUCUGGUCUUAAGGCAAUCCAUCCUUGGCUCAAUCUUUGGCAAAUCAUCCUUGGCUCAAUCUUUGGCAAUGCAUCCUUGGCUCAAUGUACCUAUGGUAACUAUCUUUGUCUUUCUGCACAGGACAAUCUUGGUACGAUUAUCCCGAUACAGAAGACAUAUGCACGAAUAUUUUACUAAUCUUCAGUGUGGAAAUAAAGGCACUGAAAUCUAAUUCAAGUUAUGUUAUGCGUGUUUUGAGUAAUGUCUAAAUGUGGUUUUUUAUGAUGUAUUUCUGACUUUGGGGAGGAAUGUAUUAUAGAACUUUGGUAUGUGUAUUUUGUUGGAAAAAUAAAUGUAUUGGUGUGGAUUUCUCCAAUAUAGCAAUGUCAAAUUUUAUCAUCUUUUUUGCAUUUGGAAA
Molecule: messenger RNA, 1799 nt
Organism: Cicer arietinum (chickpea)
Lineage: Eukaryota; Viridiplantae; Streptophyta; Magnoliopsida; Fabales; Fabaceae
Product: nuclear transcription factor Y subunit A-10-like
Biological process (GO): regulation of DNA-templated transcription
Molecular function (GO): DNA-binding transcription factor activity
Source: RefSeq, a predicted model, not a curated record